AUGUUUUUUUUUUUCUCACACCGUCUCUUGUCUCUCACUUCCUCUCUGUUCUGCUAAAACAGGGGGAAAGAGAGAAAACGGGAGAGCGUCUUUGAAAGCAUCAACAACAUCACUAAUCAGAGCGGUUUCAGAGAAAUCCCAUGGGAGAGGAAGGCAAACCCGACGCUCAGCUCUUUCAGCUUCUCUCCAAUCUUCUCCUGCAGGUGGAAGAACUGACGAAUCAAGAAGAAGUUGAGCUCCGUUCUAAAAUUGAAACCCUUGGAGUAGAGGUUACAAAAGUUCCUUCAAAGUCAACCCAGCACCUUAACGAGGUGGAAAUCGCCAAGGAGUUGGACAAAUUAUCAGCAAGAUUAGAUGAUCUUGAUGAGAUGAUAUCGACCUCAAUGGCUUCAGAUCCACAGGUGCAAUCAUUGUUGAGUGAUACAGCUGAUGUGUGGAUGCCAGUUAUCACAGCAACCUCUGAGGAAAGACGCAAUUUCACAGCAGUUACUGGGGAUAACACCGCCCAACCAGAUGCCGAAAAGUCUCAAUAGCUUCCUAUUUUCUUGGCUUUAAGAUUGGACUAUUGUUUGAAGAAGCACUAAAAACCAGUGUUUCAAUAUAUUCUUAUUGGCGUAUCAAUCAAAUAUUGAAAUUGGGAAAAGAUAGAAAAAGGAAGAUCUUACUUGUUGGGUUUUGAGCCAUUCUACAAGGGGAGAGUUGUUGAGCAUGAUAAGAUCUUUGGUGCAAUAUCCCAUCAGAAGCCGAUCCUCAUAAUCUUCACUUA
Messenger RNA from Vigna unguiculata (cowpea), 766 nucleotides. Its product is annotated as ecotropic viral integration site protein. The record is from RefSeq and is a predicted model, not a curated record. NCBI's taxonomy places the organism in Eukaryota, Viridiplantae, Streptophyta, Magnoliopsida, Fabales, Fabaceae.